Molecule: messenger RNA, 1434 nt
Organism: Sus scrofa (pig)
Lineage: Eukaryota; Metazoa; Chordata; Mammalia; Artiodactyla; Suidae
Product: melanoma antigen preferentially expressed in tumors-like
Biological process (GO): negative regulation of DNA-templated transcription; positive regulation of cell population proliferation; negative regulation of apoptotic process
Cellular component (GO): cytoplasm
Source: RefSeq, a predicted model, not a curated record
AUGAGUGUCUGGAACCCUCUGAGACUGCGGGACCUGGCAGGAAUGAACCUGCUGAAGGAUGAGGCUUCGGCCAUCACUGCUCUGGAGUAUCUGCCCACGGAGCUCUUCCCCCCACUGUUCAUGGAGGCCUUCUAUGGGAGUCACAGGGAGACCCUGAAGGCCAUGGUGCAAGCCUGGCCCUUUGUCCGCCUGCCUCUGGGAGGCCUGAUGGGAGGCCUGAUGCAGAUGUCUCACGUGGGAACCUUACAAGCCAUGCUGGAUGGGCUGGAUGUCCUGCUUGCCCAGAAGGUUCGCCCCAGGAGGUGCAAUCUGCGGGUCCUAGAUUUCAGGAAUACUAGCCAGGACUUCUGGAGUAUGUGGUCUGGAGAAAAGGCUCAUAACUCCUCGAGCUCUCUGAUAACACCACUGAAUGAAGACCGUUCAAGGACAGAGCAUCCUUUGUCUCCCUUGGAGGUGUUCAUAGAACUCUACCUCAAUGAAAGAAUCAUGAGUGGUCCUUUCCUCACCUACCUGAUGAGUUGGAUAGAGGAGAGAAAAGGUUUGGUACACCUGUGCUGUAAGAAACUGAGUAUUAUUUCAAUGCCUAUGGAAAAUAUUAUGACGGUCCUGGCUCAGGUGCAGCUGGACUGUAUCCAGGAGUUGGAAGUGAAUUGCACCUGGCAGCUGUCCACCCUGGCCACGUUUGCUGCUCUCCUGGGCCAGAUGAGCAAUGUGCAGAAGCUCUAUGUCUCCCCCAUCCACGUGUCUGCACUUGAGGAACAGGAGCAAGAGCAUGUUGUCCAAUUUACCUCUCAGUUCCUCAGGCUGCAGCACCUCCGGGAUCUCCAUCUGGAAUCUCCCUCCUUCCUUGAAGGCUGCCUGGACCAGAUGCUCAGGUGCCUAAUGAGACCCUUGGAGAACCUGGCAAUAACCAACUGCCUGCUUACAGAAUCAGACGUGACCCACCUGUCCCAGUGCCCCAGCAUCAGUCAGCUAAAGGGCCUGGAUCUGAGUGGCAUCACCCUGACCAACUUCAGUCCUGACGUCCUGCAAGGUCUGCUGGAGAAAGUGGCAUCCACCCUGCAGGAACUGGACCUAGAGCUCUGUGGGAUCACGGACUCCCAACUGGAGGCCAUCCUGCCUGCCCUGAGCCACUGCUCAGAGCUCACCUCCUUCAGCGUGAGGGGGAACCUCCUCUCCCUGGCCAUCGUGCAGAAGGUGCUGGGCUGCACCACAGGACUGCCCGGUUUAUGCCAAGAGUUCUACCCUCCCCCUCGGGAGAGUUUCAGCUCUCAGGGUACCCUUCUUCCAGGGAGACUCGCCCAGGUUCGGGCUGAGCUCUAUGAGAGUCUGAGAGCCUUAGGACGACCCAGGACCAUCUGGAUUAGCUACAGCCCCUGUCCUCACUGUGGGGAUGACACAGUCAAUCAUGCAGAGCGCAUUGUGUACAGCUGA